Messenger RNA from Sphenostylis stenocarpa, 222 nucleotides. The record is from the annotation of a GenBank genome assembly. NCBI's taxonomy places the organism in Eukaryota, Viridiplantae, Streptophyta, Magnoliopsida, Fabales, Fabaceae.
AUGGCGCAUGAGGAAUACGCUUUGGGAAACGGCGUCGUUGUAGAAACAGAGGAGGGGAAGGAUUGGGAGAAAGUGGAGGCGAAGGGAAUUAAUAUUGGAAAAUGGAUUAGAAGGAAGGAAACGGACGGAAGUGUGCAAUGGACCCACCAGGUAACAGAAAAUGGACCAGGAUGGCAACCAAACCAUGUUUGCUGCUUCCGUGGGGUUUGGUUUUUGGUGUAA